Molecule: messenger RNA, 303 nt
Organism: Knipowitschia caucasica
Lineage: Eukaryota; Metazoa; Chordata; Actinopteri; Gobiiformes; Gobiidae
Source: the annotation of a GenBank genome assembly
AUGUUGGCGCCGCAGGGGAUGGAGGAGGACCAGGACAUGAGCAGCUGGUCUGAGGAGGAGUUCCAGGAGAGAUGCACCUACAUCGUCAUGGACCAGGAGGAGCAGGAGGAGGAGGAGGAGGAGACCAGGAGGAGCAGAAGGACCAGGAGGAGUAGAGCCAAGAGAGGUCUUCGGACCGAGACAAAGCGAGUGUCGGUCUCGGAGCCUCUGUGGCGACGGCACAAAGCCACAGCUGAGAAUAAAAGCGCCGGAGCCGCGCCCGCCCUGCAGGCAGCUUUCACACCUCCAGCCGGCCACAGAUGA